Messenger RNA from Solanum stenotomum, 1083 nucleotides. Its product is annotated as isoflavone reductase homolog. The transcript has 5 exons. NCBI's taxonomy places the organism in Eukaryota, Viridiplantae, Streptophyta, Magnoliopsida, Solanales, Solanaceae. The record is from RefSeq and is a predicted model, not a curated record. Gene Ontology annotation, molecular function: oxidoreductase activity. Bases 33 to 959 code for a protein of 308 amino acids.
CAAAGCUUUUUACUGUACCAAUUUAGAAUUCAAUGGCCGGAAAAAGUAAGAUUCUGUUCAUCGGCGGUACUGGUUACAUCGGAAAGUUCAUCGUCGAAGCUAGUGCUAAAGCUGGUCACCAUACAUUUGUCUUCGUCAGAGGAUCCACUCUUUCCGAUCCUUCCAAAACCAAACUCAUCGAUACUUUCAAGAGUUUUGGCGUCACCUUCCUCCAUGGAGAUUUAUAUGAUCAUGAUAGUUUGGUGAAGGCGAUAAAGCAAGUGGAUGUUGUGAUUUCUACGGUAGGUCAUGCCCUUUUAGCUGAUCAGGUCAAGAUAAUUGCUGCUAUCAAAGAAGCUGGCAAUGUCAAGAGAUUCUUUCCCUCUGAAUUUGGAAAUGAUGUAGAUCGUGUCCAUGCUGUCGAGCCUGCUAAAACAACAUAUAAUACUAAAGCUCAAUUUCGCCGCAUUGUUGAGGCUGAAGGAAUACCAUUCACUUAUGUGGUCAACUUCUUUUUUGCUGGUUAUUUUCUUCCAAAUUUGGCACAGUCUGGACCUGCAGGUCCUCCUAAAGAUAAAGUUGUCAUCUUAGGAGAUGGCAAUACUAAAGCUGUUUUUAACAAGGAAGAAGACAUUGGUACCUAUACCAUAAAGGCUGUCGAUGAUCCAAAAACACUUAACAAAUUCCUUUACAUCAAGCCUCCACACAAUAUGAUUACAUUAAAUGAGUUGGUAUCCUUGUGGGAGAAGAAAACUGGAAAGAAUCUUGAAAGAAUAUAUGUACCAGAGGAACAAGUUCUCAAGAACAUACAAGAAGCCUCGGUUCCAUUGAAUGUGCUAUUAUCGAUUUGUCACACUGCUUUUGUGAAGGGUGACCACACGAAUUUUGAAAUUGACUCAUCAUUUGGAGUAGAGGCAUCAGAGGUUUAUCCUGAUGUUAAAUAUACACCGGUAGAUGAGAUUCUCAACCAGUAUGUCUGAAAAUUUAGAAUUCCUUCCUAUUAAGCAUAAGGUAAAGGGCUUCCUUCCCUUUCUAUGAUGUUACAUUAGUUGUUUUCAGAUGUAAACCAUUUGAGAUAUUUCUACACUUUAAAUUCUCAGUUUA